AUGGUCUCUUUCAGUACACUUCUGACCGCCUGCACGGCCAUCACAGGCGCACUCGGCACACCCGACCUAGACAGGCGCCAGAACGUGACGCCCAAUGCACAAGGGACUCACAAUGGCUACUUUUACUCGUGGUGGUCUGACGGACAGUCCCCUGUGACAUACACCAACAGCGCCGGUGGCUCAUACAGCGUGGAGUGGUCCUCGGGAGGCAACUUGGUCGGCGGAAAGGGUUGGAACCCCGGAAGCGCCAAGGAAAUACGUUACUCCGCUUCAUGGCAACCCACCAAUAACAGCAACAGCUACCUCACAAUCUACGGAUGGACAAGGUCGCCUCUGGUGGAGUACUACAUUGUCGAGUCACACGGAGAGUACAAUCCCGGCUCUUCAGCGGAGCCGCGGGGCGAGAUUGAAGCCCAUGGCUCCAUAUACAAGCUGUACGAAAGCACGCGGGUCCAGCAGCCCUCUAUCGACGGCACUCAAACAUUCCAACAGUACUGGGCUAUUCGCCAGACUCACCGUACGAGUGGUACUGUCACCACCGGCACAUUCUUCAACGCUUGGGCUGCUGCCGGCAUGCCGAUAGGCCAGCACAACUAUAUGAUCGUGGCCACUGAAGCCUACAACAGCGCAGGCCGAGCGAGUGUUGUGGUAGAAACCCCUCCGUAG
Molecule: messenger RNA, 666 nt
Organism: Verticillium dahliae VdLs.17
Lineage: Eukaryota; Fungi; Ascomycota; Sordariomycetes; Glomerellales; Plectosphaerellaceae
Product: endo-1,4-beta-xylanase I
Exons: 3
Coding region: 1-666 (221 amino acids)
Biological process (GO): xylan catabolic process
Molecular function (GO): hydrolase activity, hydrolyzing O-glycosyl compounds
Source: RefSeq, a predicted model, not a curated record